Adineta ricciae is the source of this 714-nucleotide messenger RNA. NCBI's taxonomy places the organism in Eukaryota, Metazoa, Rotifera, Eurotatoria, Adinetida, Adinetidae. The record is from the annotation of a GenBank genome assembly.
AUGAGUGGUAAACCUUUCCUCAUUGGCGUUGCUGGUGGCCCUUGUUCAGGUAAAUCAACUGUCUGUCAGAAGAUAGUCGAUGAUCUUCAAACAACUGCUGGAGUUGAUCAUGCCAAUCGUGUAACAGUAAUUCCGAUGGAAAACUUCUACAAACCGAAGACUCCUGAACAACGGGAUAUGGCCUUGCGUGGAAACUACAAUCUUGAUCAUCCGGAUGCAUUUGACGAGAAACUUCUCGUUCGAACUCUACAAGAUUUACUCGAUCGUAAGACGGUGAAAAUUGCUCGGUAUGAUCCAGGAAAGUAUGAACAUGUCGAGGGUGUUAUGGAUACCAUCGAGCCAACACCGGUAAUCAUCAUUGAAGGAAUUUUGGUUUUCUAUUUCCCUGAAAUUCGAAAUCUCUUUCAAAUGAAAUUAUUCGUCGAUACCGAUGCCGAUACUCGUCUUGCUCGUCGGGUGUUACGUGAUAUGAAAGAGCACGGAAGAAAUCUCGAACACGUAUUAAACGGUUACACAAACUACGUAAAGCCCUCAUUCGAAGAUUUUUGUUUACCAACGAAAAAAUAUGCCGAUGUCAUUAUACCCCGUGGUGCUGAUAAUCAUGUUGCUGUCGAUCUUAUCGUUCAACAUAUACGAGAUUACCUCAAGCCGAAACCGGAGAAACUCGAUAGUCAACAAUCGAACGAACAUACAACACGAUCAAGACCACAUUAA